Manduca sexta (tobacco hornworm) is the source of this 3876-nucleotide messenger RNA. RefSeq names its product calcium uptake protein 3, mitochondrial (gene MICU3). Lineage: Eukaryota; Metazoa; Arthropoda; Insecta; Lepidoptera; Sphingidae. Gene Ontology annotation, biological process: mitochondrial calcium ion homeostasis; calcium import into the mitochondrion. Gene Ontology annotation, molecular function: calcium ion binding. The coding region runs from base 37 to 1485 and encodes 482 amino acids. The record is from RefSeq and is a predicted model, not a curated record. The transcript is spliced from 12 exons. Gene Ontology annotation, cellular component: uniplex complex.
UUACUCGUGACAUUGAUAAUCAGCUGUACUGCCAACAUGGCCACGCUAAGCCGUACUUCGAGCAAAUUAUUGAAAAAUGUACAAUUUUCACCUGUUUUCACGCGUAAUUUAAGUAAUGUGAAGUGGAACAAAAGUCUCCCGAAAGUGCUCACAACAUGUGCGUGUGUUAUUGGUGGCAGUGUGGUAUAUUACGGCUUAAAUAAGUAUGGGGUAAAGAAGACCGUCCACGCUCUGAAGGCAAAGCCUGACGAGCUGGCCAAGUCUGUGAAGCUAACGUCGCGCGAGAGGCGGUUCAUCAAGUUCGCGAGUGUGGAGUACGGCGGCCAGCUGUACAUGACCCCUCAGGACUUCCUCGAGUCAGUAGUGGAGCAGGAGCCACGGCCCCGGCUGAAGCGCAGGAUCCUGACGUCCAAAGAAAUAGAAUACCUGCGGGACCACACGCCGCAGCUGAAGAAAGGGUCGCCGCAGAUGUUCAGGAACAUGAGGGACAAAGGAAUUAUUUCGUACACGGAAUACCUGUUUCUUCUCUCUAUUCUAACGAAGCCCGCUUCCGGCUUCAGGAUCGCCUUCAACAUGUUCGACACCGAUGGAAACCAAAGAGUUGAUAAAAACGAAUUUCUAGUCAUCCAACGCCUGCUGGGUGGCACAUUCAAGGAGCGUAAAAAUUUGGACCCCAAAAGUGAAGAGGCUCUGCUUUCAUUAGUGUCCACAAGCGCCAUCAGGAACAGGAUCGGUCAAACUGGAAAAGUCCCUAAGCCAUCAACAAUGGAGAAGAUCUUCAGCUACGCGUGGAAAGGGAAGCGGGGCAUGACAGACGAUAAAGAGGAGGGCAAAGACGGGAAACCACACGACACGUACGUCAACGACGACCAGGGACUGCAGAGGAGGCACAAUGUGGAUACCUUUCUGCAGGUCCAUUUCUUCGGCAAGAAGGGCACGAACGACCUGAAGUUCGAGGGGUUCAAGCAGUUCAUGGAGAACUUGCAGACCGAGGUGUUGGAGCUGGAGUUCCACGAGUUCUCAAAAGGUCACGAGACGAUCUCGGAAGUAGACUUCGCGAAGAUCCUGCUCCGCUACACGUAUCUCGACACGGACGAGUACGACAUGUACCUGGACCGACUGCUGGACCGCGUGAAGGACGAGCGAGGCAUCACAUUCGACGAAUUCAAAACCUUCUGCCAGUUCCUCAACAACCUUGAGGACUUCACUAUAGCUAUGAGGAUGUAUACGCUCGCCGAUCAUCCUAUAUCUAAAGACGAGUUCCACCGCGCUGUGAAGAUCUGCACGGGCAUAUCUCAGUCCGAACACCUCGUCACCACGGUGUUCGCGAUCUUCGACGCGGACGGCGACGGCCUGCUCAGCUACAAGGAGUUCAUCGCUAUCAUGAAGGACAGACUUCACAGGGGAUUCAAGUCGUAUGCGAAGAACGAAGGCUGGGAGGCGUUCAAAACAUGCGUCAAGCAAGAAAUGAAAAGCGCUGUUUAAACUAUUGUCGUAUUUUAAUUUGUAUCAACAUCACCAAAUAUCAUACUCAGUUUGUUAAUUCAGAUCUCAUCAUUAACCGUCGUUUGCAAUAACCAAUCUUCAAUUCGAUUCCCAAUGGACCAAUCAAAAUAACUAAUUUGUACGCAGGUCACAAAAGCUUUGUUCUGAUUGGUCCAUUUUUGAAAUAAAACAAAGCGAUUGGGAUAUUGAAAACGGCUGUUAAACGCACAACUGCUUAUUAACAUUGUUAAAGCCUCACUAGAAAUGUUUAGAUAUAUACUAACAUUAUAAUUGAAGGGGUUGGAAUGUUUGUAGCUCCCGCCAGAAUGGCUGAAUUAGUCUGGAUGACACAGAGAUAGUCUGGAAAAACAGGAUAUUUUAUUUUGGGGAAAAUGAUAGCGGGACUUUAUCCCGGAAAAGUUUGUCACCAAGGCGGAGCCACGAGCAAACGUUAGUGUAAUACGGUUGAACUAUGUUUUGUCUUGUUUUCUUUUACUUCUAAUGUCACUUUAACAUAGACAAUGCACUGUUUUAGUAUUACAAUCGUUAAAGGGAUUAAAACUAUCGUUUCUAAAUAAAUCUAAAAUAAUUUAUUGCAUAUUUAUAAAAUUGUUGUAGUUAUAAUCGAUUUAAUCGAUAUAACAAUCGAUUAAGUCAACUGUAUUAUCGAUUUUAUUUGAAUUGAAUUCAAAUUGCUUGUGUAUUCUGGUAAAGCAUAAAGUUUUUUAGUAUUUUAGAAACUUAAGUUUCCCGUUAAUCAUUAAUAUUUUAUUACUUUUACGUACAGUCGCCUAGAUAAAUAACUGAACAAAUUCAAAAUUCAUAUACACUUUUCUGAUCUUACUGACACUUUUUUCUUCACAGAAAUAAAAUAAAAUGCAUUUACUUUAUUGCAUACAAAGAAAAAAUCUAUGAAUUAUACUUAACGGGUAUAGGUGUUUUGAAUUUGUUCUGCUACGUUUGUUGCUGACUGUACGAUGUUGCUGCCACUAAGAUUCAUGGUAAUAAGAUCAAAGUAAUGGUUGUUAUAAUGAGAUUAUGUAAUUAAUUAUAUAUUUAAAAAAAUUGUUACCCUUCCUUACUUCGCCGUAGUCCGGUAAUAACAAGUGUUAUUGUUGACACUUUUGUAUUUGCUUGUGAAAAAUGCUAUUUGUGAUCUAAAUUGUUUCAACUUUAAAAGUUAUUUCUUUGUGAUUAAUAGUUUUUUUGGGUUGUUAUUAUUGUAAGGAUUUAUAUAAAAUUAUCUGCCAUUGUUAAUUUGAUACAAACAGAAAAACGCUUAAAUUUAUGACGUAGUAAUUUAUUUAGGUAACGCAACGUUUAAUGAUAUUUUGCGCAGUAUUCAGUCGCAAUUUUUCUCUCAAAAAAUCGAUAUUAAGAAUAAUCGACUAACCGCCAUUUGUAAUAAAUGACCCCAAUCGCUAAGUUCAAUCUAUCUUAAAAAAAAAACCAAUCAGAACAAAGUCUUUUUGACAUGCUUACAAAUGAGUUAUUAUGAUUGGUUCAUUCUCGAAAUCGGAUUGAAGAUUGAGAUUGGGAUCGUUUAUUGAAAUCAAUUGUAAAAUAUUUACCAAUAAUUAGCUCGCGUUUUUUGUUAUUUGUGAUUUAAAUUUAAAGUAAUCGCUUUAAAAGCUUUGCCCAGUUAUUAGGUAAGUUCGAGUAUUAUCCAUUUUAUUACCAAAGCAUUGUAUAAAUUAUUACAUUUUUCUAAUACUUGUCAUUUGAUUUAUUUAUUUGCACAAAGUAUUUAGAUUAAAUAUUUAAACAAUAAAUUAGUUCAAAGCUGCGCUCAGUAAUGUGUAAGGGAAAUGUACCAAUAACGUACCAGUAAUUUGAAGUAAUGUAAGAAUCAAACCUAAAUGGGCAUACGACGAAAUUUCAAUUGUUAAAGUUUAGUUAAUUACUAAGUCUUAUCAAUUUAGUACUUUAUGUAUUUUAAUUGGCACAUUUCCCUCAUAAGAGUUGUGAUGAUACUUAAUUGUCUAUGUAAUCGUUUGCUAGUCAUUUGCACUAAGUGUUGUGAUCAAUAGUUACCAUAUUUAAAAAUAUUACAAAGUAAAUGCUCUUUUAUAAUACACGAUACACUGCUUAUAUCAUGCCAGAGGAUUAUUUAAAUUGAAACAAGAUCUGACGGUGAGGAGGCUUAUAUUUAUUUACCAGUUUUAUAUCUAUAUCUACUUAAAUAUAUUUUUAAACUGGUUACAAAAAUAUUAUGGAGUUAUGACUUUCCGAAAUCAGUGUUUACGUAAUCUUUCGGCAUUGAGUAGAGCGGUGAGAAAAAUACCUUAAAAUAAGUGUCGUGUAUUUGGGACAUUUACCUUGUUAUGCAUUUAGUGUUUUUCUAGUAUCUCUUUACAUAUUUACAUAAUAAAUCAUACAAUUAAUAACGUA